Molecule: messenger RNA, 1008 nt
Organism: Ipomoea triloba (trilobed morning glory)
Lineage: Eukaryota; Viridiplantae; Streptophyta; Magnoliopsida; Solanales; Convolvulaceae
Exons: 2
Coding region: 441-992 (183 amino acids)
Molecular function (GO): nucleic acid binding; RNA-DNA hybrid ribonuclease activity
Source: RefSeq, a predicted model, not a curated record
AAUGGGGUUAAAAAAUGGAAAGCGGAAAUAUUCUAUCUUUAGGAGGAAGAGGUUAUGUGCGCUUUUGUGUUGUGUUCUUGUGCCGCCACGUGACCCUCAAUUGUUCUUCCCCGAUUAGCACGAGGCACGAUAAGAGAGUUGAAGAAAUUUGGAUAACUUUUGCAGAAAGAGAAGUGAAGGAACUAGAGACAGCUUGAUCUCAAGAACUGGAUCGUGGCUAACAUAAUCGAGGAGUCUGAUGGAGAUGAGGGCAAAGAUUGGCCCGCCGGUUUGUUAUCAUCAUUUGGUGGCUAUGGGAAUGGCGAUGUGAUAGUCUUCAAUGGAAGGGGGGUGGCUGUGCAGCACAAGACUAACUGGAUUAAGGAAGUUGAGGAGGUUCCUAAAAAAAAGAGGAAGUUGAGGAGGAAGUUAAUUGCACCUUUGUUCAUCAAAAUGACAGUAUGAUCGUGAUGCGAAGAAACAGAGUCUUACGGCUUCGAUGGAGUGCGCCUUCAGUCUAUCGUUUCACGCUUAAUGUUGACGGAAGUGUUAAAACAGGACUUAACAGAGCUGGAUUCGACGGUGUUAUGAGAAACAACACAAGAAAAUGGGGUUGGAGGUAUUAUGUGCAGAACGACAUAUGGGGACCUUCUCUUGUCGAGACAAGGGCUAUUGUUGAGUGUCUAAGUUGGGUGUGGCAGAAAGGUAUCCGUGACUUGGAGGUCCAAUCGGAUGCAAAGAACAUUGUCCAAUGGAUCCAAAAGAACUCAUUAGGGUGUGGUCCUAUUCGCCAAUGCAUCGAGAAAGCGAAAUGGUGGAUUAACAGGGAUUGGAGGAUUUCACUUCUGGUGGUCUACAGUGAACAAAACAAGGUGGCGGACUACCUUGCGUCGUUUGGAGCUCUUCAAGUGGAUGAGCGAAAGUUUGUUGAUGACCGCCCAAUAGUAAGCCAGGCAUAUCUUGAUGAUUUGGCGCAUAUCAAGAGGGCGCGUAGAGUGGUGGAGACAACAUAGUGUUUGGCUCUCCAGG